AAUGCAUUUCUGUCAUGUACUUAUGAUUAACUGACAGCAUGUCGUAAUAACCUUCCAAGAAGACUUCCAUCCUCAUCACCUUAAUAUAAUUAGCUGAAAACCUUCCGAUACCCCGCCAACCACAGAGGUUGUGAUAGCGUAAUUAGCUAAGAAUCGGAUCGUACUCUUUGUUUGUGGAGGACUGAAAACGCUCAAAGCCCGCUGAGUUACGAAGCUGGGAAGUUGAAGCUGACGAUGACACCACCGUUUGUUUUCAUACGGUGCACUGAUUGCACGGCUAGGUACUUGAACGAAAACCUGGCGAUAUUAUUGAUGGUUUCUCAACGGCGGCCGUGUAUGUACGUGAAUUCUUAAUGGAACAUUGUCACACAUGUCAGCCGAGAGAUGGGAGGAUGGGAACAUGCGCAUUGCGAGUCCUGUACCUUACCACUUACCAUUGAUCUUUGGAAAAGUUAUACCUAUUGUGGACAACCCGCGGUUUGUGUAGAGCUAGCUUGCAUAGCACUGGAGCAAUUAGCCAUUCAUGCAACAGUGUAGCUAACGAGUGACGGCGAACAACCAGAAACAUGUCGAUGCUGGGCCGGACUGGAACACUUGUUAGAAAACACCGUAGACGAUCCAGCUGCGGGUUGCUCAAACCCCCCGAGAUUUCAAGACGGGGGUCGGCACCAACGGUUCUUGUGCAGACUCCCCCGACAUUCCUCACAGUGCCAGCUGGUGGGCAAGGGGGACUACACCCAAAUCAAUCUCGAUCCCCAUGCAAGAGUGUAUCGUUUACGUUAGACGCUAGGAGAUUCAGCGAGGUUUACCCACGAAAGGUGUCUUUUUCUAAGCAAACACAACCGCCGGAAAAAGUAUUUUAUGACAGUACUGUUGUGUGGCCGGAAGUAGAAGAGCAAGAACCGCCUUUUUCUGUAGUCAGUGGUAUUUGUGAGGCGGGUCUGGAGUCAAAAGGCCCUUGCGAAUUUCUUCAUCGUGCCUUCUCUCUGUUAGGCGGAGCCUGGCCAGUGACCGUUUUCCUUGUGAUUCUGCUCGCCUUGCCGUUAGUCAUGACAACAAUAGGUGUGAAUUAUCUCCACGACUGUCCACGAGAACCCAAGCUUCCAAUCUACUUAGUCGUCGGUGGAUGCUUUGGCAUUCUAAAACUAAUUUUCUUAUUAUGGAAGCAAGUGAGACGACACAAAGAGGUAACCGACCUCCACGACGACGAAGACCUCGUCACCAUGACGCGCAUGACGAACAUAGCAUUAAAUAUAUUUUUGACAAUUUGGUUCGUGUUUGGACACUACUGGGUGGUGGGUAUUUGGAAGCCCCACUUCUCCGCGCCCUUGCACGAACCAAAGAACUGGUGUGAAAGAACAGUGUUCCUGUUCUCGUUUUGGCAACUGGUAAUCUGUCAUAUUAUCAUAGCGCUGAUGAUUGCUAUAGGUCUGAUGCUAUUGUGUUGCUAUACAUGUGUCAGAUGUCUACUCGUCGACUCAAGCAAGAGUUGACAGACAAUGAAGGCGGAGCGUGUCCGCGUUUAGCCACGGAUUGGACAUUCAAGAUGACAACUGCUCCUUCCCAAGACGAAUUCUAAAACUACCCACAACGUGGCUCCACAGUGCUAGAAGAAGGCGAAGAACCUAAUACAGUGUGCAUGAACCAGGUGGUUGUGAACGCGGCAUUUUGUUGGCGUCUUGUGUGAGAAUAUUAUGCCUCAGCAGGAACGAAUCUAUCACCUCAUAUCGUGGUGCAUCCAAGUGAUAUUUUAUUACAGAGUUUGAAGAAGCUUUACCAAGACCACGAUCCAAGCUGACCACGACAUAUUAUCGCUCACUUUGCAUCAUAUCAAUAUAACCUCUUGCAUUUUGCCAAGCAUAAAAGCCUUAUGGCAAGAGAGACGAAGUCUCUCGUUUAUCACUCAAAUAUUUUUGCAUCGAAUUGUACAUGUACUGUGACGUAUGUUUUCUGUUACUAAGCAACGUGUUCCCUAUUUUCUGUCUCUGGUAACCAUUAGAUUACAGGAAGCAUAUCUUGUCUCGUCUGUAUGAUUGUACGUGCACGCUUAGCUAUUGCAUCUGUAAUAAAUCGUUAUUAUUGUAUAUUGGGUGGACAACAGCAAAUAUUCAUUUUGGUCAUAUCAUGGGUACCCGGCAGGAUGUAAGUAUACACUCAAAUGCCUAACUUUGAGCUUGGGCGGAUCUGAUAUCGUUCAAUAAUGGUCAAAUUUUCAGAUUUACUGAUUUACCAACCUGAAAUGGUGAUAAACGAGAAACCGCCUCGUCGGCUUCAUAUUUAGAUCUGUGCAUGCAAAUUGAGACUGUAUGACGAGACUGUAUGACGAGAUGCGAAAUUUCCAAUAGUCAUCUUUCGAAAGAUUUUUGGUAGACAUGUAGAGUAUAUUUCGAAAUUUGAUGCAUCAAUGACCACAGGUAUGUCCGAUCAAUUCCCUAUUUCGACUUAGCAUACGUUCCCAUGUUUCUCAGGGAAACACUUGCCUUGUCUAUGCGUGUGUUUGUCACCAGUGGGACAAAAUAAGGUAAUCGCGAUCACUGUUUUAUAUUAUAUUCAUAACAAAACAUGCUUAUGAUAUAGUCGAAAUUAUGCUUUCAGCUGAUAUUUCAUUUCAUUAUAGAAAAGCCAUCAUUAAGAAAUAUAUACUGAGCAACAUAAGUAUUAGUGACCUGUUUCCAUUUUACUAAACCGCUGGUGAAUCGUCCAUGUAGUGUAGACGGAACAUAACAUAGGCAUGUCACCAGGAGCUAGGUUUUCUGUCACAGGAGUGCUAUAUAAUAUCAUUUAAAUCUUCCAUGCGCUAUAGUGAUGAUGACACAAGAAGGUAACGAAAUACUCUCACAGUGAUGUAGUCAUUAGCAGUAAUUCAGUCAGGGUAUAUUACGCACUCAGGAAACGCGGAUGCCAUUUUAACCGAAACCAGAUAGAAUAAAUCAAAGUGCUCCUGUCGUUACACGAGGCGAUUUUCCUAGAUUUGAUAAAAGAUGCUUUACUCUGUCAAACGAUGAUCAUGGAUUAAGGAUCGUGAAGAGGCGGUGACGAGCACGGAUCUGGCGUUGCAGUUGUCCGUGGUUUUAGAUUGAAAGCGAAUGAUACAGUGAUGAAACUGGGCAUAUUUUUUUAUGAAAGACGAGAUGCUUUACAGAUGGCACUCACGGAGUAAAAGAUUAAUCGGAUGGUAAAUAAGUUCAAAGAGACAUUAUCAGACAGGUAAACAUCAGCGUUGAAGUAGUUCGGCGACGCUGUUUACACCCGACAACGACGGUGACGGUAAAUGUCUCAUUUUUAAAUACUUAAAUCAAGAUGCGUUGACGACACAUGGGAGUUGGAGAGUCUUUUAUCAGCAUCUCAUUGCCUUGGAGAUCCGUCAGUUUGUUAGCUGCUCAUUGCCUUGAAGAUUUAUAAGAACUGCCAACUGUCACCAUUGACACUGAAAUGUUCAAAUAACAGACAUCUUCAAGAAGAUUGAUGGAUCCUUAGUGCUGCAAAACAUUAAUCAUGAACUGUUAUUUUUCAACGAUUAAACCACCUGUCAAACACCACAAACACUCGUCUCGUAUCAGCAAGUUGUUAUAUGUGUAAUAACAACUGCACGUAUCUUAUUACUGAGAUUUUUCGCAUGAAUAUUUAUUUAGGAAUUGGCCAUCAGCUUGCAACGACGUCCCUACAAUGUUUGGUCCUCAAUCUAAGAAGGUUGAUACUGAAACAAACACACAGAAAGAGAAUGUGAAUUCUUAAAAUUUUCUUAAUUUUUUGUUCCUACAAAUGUACCGCAAAAGGGUUAGGCACAGCUUAAUGCGUUAUCUCUCGUUAACACUGACCUACAUACAAGAAGCUGUAUCACGGAAGAAAAUAGUUCGUCGAAAGAACGGUCAGAUUGGUGUCUGUAUGCCCUAAUGGCUCUACAGUAGCAUUAUUUGUAACUUACUUACAAUACGUUAUUAUUAGAUGAUAAAGGUCUGGUAAGAACUACCUCAGUAGAUCUGUCACAGUGACAGCGCGUCGUAAUAUAUUUACAUCAGGUUCGGAAAUCAAAAUGGCCGACAGAAAAAUCGUGUGGCAGUUACGAGAAUUGCUCAUUUUUAAGUUGAAUGGUCUUAAGGAUGAUGAUAAUAACAUGCUAGGUAUGUUCACAAAUACUGUAGAUUGCCAGUCAGUCUAUGCAUGGAACGAUAUGAUAGUGUCGGUGUAUACUUCGUCGUGUUCGCUAAGACUGGUUGCACCAAGGACAUACGCUCAGGUAUGCGAUCAAGGCCUCUGACUUUUCCCAAUGCAGGCUAAUGACUAAAAGGCCAAAACGAUUGGAAAACAUAACUUUUUUGUGUUUAUUCGUUCUGAGGAAUUCCCAGGCAUGUCCCCAUGAAUCCGGAAGUGGUCCGUUUCAACGAAAAACGUCUAAACGUCAAACUAGGCCGCUUUUACGCUUAUACCUCAGUUUUGCUGUUAUGUGACAGGCUUCUCGUCAAGUGGAACAGCAGUUUAUCGUGUAAACUUCACAUAAAACAUUUAAACCUAAGAACGAUUCUUGGAAACAGGUAUUGCAGUAUAUUAAAGAAAGUGAAAAGCACCAUCCAUGGUGAUUAGGUUCUAUCACCCACUGCUUUUCAGAGGAGGUGGCUGAAAGGUAGAGUGGUCGUUUACAAUGUACAUCAUGGCAUAUUCAAUGUUGUUAUAUCAUUGCGUUAGUGUAGUAGGUGAUGUAGCUGGAAUAUUGCUGAAUGUGACAUAAAACAAUAUUCAUUCACUACUCGCUUCUUUGUGUGGGCAUUAAAUUAAUUAUCUGCAACUAGUAGCAAGUUUAACGUAGUGUAUAUUCCGUAUCAGAACCAGCGCGGGGGAAGACACCCUGCCGAAUACCAAUAGCCUUAAUUUUACGUGGAUAUUGUGGCUUAUUUUAAACGAUUACGCCCCUGUCCAAUUAAAGCCUUCAAUCAUGUUUCCGAAAUAGGGCUGAACGAGCUGGUUUCUGCAUGAACAGCCUUCAUCCAUCUCGUGGACACAUCUGUGUUGUUAAUUAAGAUGACAGUCACGUUCAAAACGUUUGCCCUGAAUCCCCGCUCAGAGGCGCCAUCUGAUGAUCUCAACUUCACUGCUUGGACCUAUUCCCAAAGGCAAGAUGGCUGCCGGUAUUGAGUGCCUGAUACGGCGCUGUAGAAGGGAUCACCGUCAGGCUAUUACAUGUUCCAACUGUGACAACUAUUAUUUUGAAAUCAAUGAUGUAUUAAUUUAUUUGUUGUCAACAUUUUCUUUUGUCUUAUGUUUAAUACAUAUUGCCUUCGCAUAAUUUAAAAGCACCGUUUAUUAUUUUCACAUUACCAAAUUUUAUUUAAGUAUGGCAAGACUAAAUUUGUUCUGUUUGUAGCAUGUUGAAUGUAUAUUUAGAAUAUUAAAAAAUCUUUAACAUAUUUUCGCAACCUCUUCAUAAAUUAGUGUACAGUAAGGAUAGAUCCUUAUCAAUGAGAGUUUCUAGAAUGAUGACAAAUACGGUAUUAUCACUAAGUCAAUGUAUACACGUGGGCAAGAAGCUCUGCAUCUGUAUAGUGUAUGCACAGUGUUUGUAUUCCUUUGUAAAUGGUGUAUUGUUGUUUAUUUCAUGUGUCUCUGAAGGCUGGUCUAUUCUUGCAUAUGAACAACUAUUUUGAUACUUUGUAUAUUUAAGGCAGUGUCGCAUCUGUGACUUAUUGUUGACCUCUCACCUUUACGUGUCAAUUGUUUCACUCUAUUUUUGCCAUUGUGACAUAAGUAGCUUUUCCACUUUGUCUAUUUUAACUUUUGAAGAGUUCCCAUAUAUUAUUAUACCCCAUAUCCACCUUUUGAAAAUAAAACCAAUUCUUAA
This is a messenger RNA of Haliotis rubra (blacklip abalone), 5833 nucleotides long. RefSeq names its product transmembrane protein 272-like. The transcript is spliced from 4 exons. The coding region runs from base 567 to 1493 and encodes 308 amino acids. Lineage: Eukaryota; Metazoa; Mollusca; Gastropoda; Lepetellida; Haliotidae. The record is from RefSeq and is a predicted model, not a curated record.